Messenger RNA from Striga asiatica, 482 nucleotides. The record is from the annotation of a GenBank genome assembly. Lineage: Eukaryota; Viridiplantae; Streptophyta; Magnoliopsida; Lamiales; Orobanchaceae.
AAGGGGAGGUGGAUUUGGAGGGUGAUGGGACUGGAAACAUGGUUUCCUUCAAUGGAUUGGGGCUCGACAAAUGCUUCGACACAAGCAAUUUCUCCCUGAGAGAGACAAUUGUAUCAGAACUUGUACCUUUUCAAGCAGAGCUAUUCGAUGAACGGCCUGAACAAUGGAAAGUGAGGCAAACCUCAAAACAAUCUGCCUACAAAGAAUUCUACGACACUUUUGAGCCAAAAGAUGGGAAUAAAUCCCGAGGUGGAACUUUUCUCUCGGAUACUCUUCGCCAAAAUUCACAAUCCGAAAACAUGAAGGACAUGAGAAAAGAGAUCAACGCUCGUCUUUCUUCUGGCUUUUCUACCAAUUCAGGUUCUUCUCCAUUUCUAGCUCACCAUGGCUCUGCUAAGAGGAAAAAAUCUGGGAAUAAUAAGAAUGGUGACAAUUAUGAUAGAAACGGAAGCAAAAAGCUUAAAGUUGCAAAAGCUGAAAAG